Molecule: messenger RNA, 8965 nt
Organism: Scleropages formosus (Asian bonytongue)
Lineage: Eukaryota; Metazoa; Chordata; Actinopteri; Osteoglossiformes; Osteoglossidae
Gene: hivep2a
Product: HIVEP zinc finger 2a
Exons: 10
Coding region: 1720-8781 (2353 amino acids)
Biological process (GO): regulation of transcription by RNA polymerase II
Cellular component (GO): nucleus
Molecular function (GO): DNA-binding transcription factor activity, RNA polymerase II-specific; RNA polymerase II cis-regulatory region sequence-specific DNA binding
Source: RefSeq, a predicted model, not a curated record
CACCGCCUGUUCUCCACAGUAACUGCAAGCGUGCACCUGCGGCAUGACGGGAGAACAAUAUUUGGUGCAUGCGAGCUGCACCGCUCGCUCAGGCACUUGUGUAAAAGGAAGCUUUGUUGAGCACCCAGCGCAUGGUAAACACAAUUUGUUUGAGCCCUUCCUCCUAUCUGUUGUUUGUUUAAGGGCGCAGUCGCGAAAGAACGCCCCCCCCCCCCCGACCCCCCUGGCCUUGGCCAUAUUACUUAAUUUUAAUAGGAGGAGAGGACAAGAGGAAGCGGUGUCCUGCAGCCGACGUCCUGUAUUCAAAUCAUGGCUGCAGUGUUUUAUCUGACCCCCCCCCCCUCACCGAUGCCUUGAAACGUCUCUUUCUGCCUCUAGAUGAAGUGCAUAACUGUGCCGUGUGGACAGAUUGUGAGUGGGAAUGAAAUCACCCCCCCUCCCAGUUACCCUGCUAAUUGCUGGAGGUUGGUCACAGCCCGUAGGGUUGAGAUGCGAGGCUCCUUCCGUGGUGGGGUGGGGGCGGGCAGGAACAAGUGUCUUGUCUGCACAGUGUGGGACGUGUACGCGCUCCCUUUGCCGGGGACUGUGACUUUGGGGGGGGGUGUCCCGCCAGCGAAGUCAAAGGCGACAAACUAGGGAGGGGGUGCGAACCCAGUGACGUCCCAUUCCCCCCGGCCACUGCCUGACUCUGCUAUACAACAGGAAGUACUCGCUGUCUCUGUGUUUCCUGUCCUCAAGAAAAGUAUCGGUCUCUCUCCGUUCACUCUUUAUCGGUGUUACCCCCCCGCCAACCCCCUUCCAAAUAGUCGCCGUAGGUUUCCGCACCAGCUGAGACCUACUUUCAUGUCCAUACUCCGCUGACAGCCGGUGCUCGAGCAUCGCCUCCACAGUUAAUGUCUCUACCGCGCUCCCGUCGGCCAAUCAGCACGCAGGUGUUUAUGCCGAGGAAAUAUGAUCGUUUUCUCUCUCUCUCCCUCUGUCUCUCUGCCCUCCCCCUAGCGAGCUGGGUUAGUGGCAGAGAGCGAGCGAGCAAAAGGAGGAGAGAGCGUGAGAGUGAGGGCUGUGGAUGGCAGAGACAGAGCAGUUCGCUUCGUGGAGGCUGUUUCGGCGUCUAUCCGAGAUGCUUUUUCCUGUGACCUGGAUGCCGGAGCUGUGAUUGGGGUUUUUUUCUCUUUUUUUUCCGUCCGCACCCCCAGAAGCAGCCUCCGCUUUCUCCCCCCCGCCAACCCCCUUUCUGUUCCCCGUCAUCUCCCUACUCUUGCUACAACCCCCUUCCCACAACAAGUCAAGCUGGCGGGAUGUGGAGGAUGCAGCGUCAGGGUACGUGAGGCGGGUGUUUGCUGGGAUUAGUUUGGGACGGGCCGAGAGCAGGAGCCGCGCCACAGUGAAAGUGGUCCGCUUUGUCUCCGAGCCCUGGCCAGGGGGUCCCAGUGAUCGUCGCGAAAGCCGGGCUGAUUCUGUGAGGCGCCAGGCCCGCCGCGAAGGCCUCAGGGGAGGGGUCCUACGUAUCGAACACCUCCGGUGAUGUAAAAGCAAGGGCUGGUGGAAAAAUAAGCAGACAGCAAAUUGAAGAAUCAUACAGGAAAUUUAACUGAGAAGGUUUUGGAGGGAAUGAACUGGAAUUUAAGAACCACAUUAGUGGGGAGAAUAUUUGACAUGUCUACAAUAUUUUAACAAAUAUUUUCAAUUUUUCAUCCAAAUAAAGCAUAAACAGGAAAUAUGGAGCCUCUGGAAUCUGCUGCUGGUCAAAAGGGCACUAAGGUGCCACGAGAGAAGAAUCCACUACAAAGGAAGUGGGUCUCAGAUCCCACAACUGGCACCAAAAGAAGCACUUUUGCUGAUCCGGAAGGAAAGAGACACUUGCAACGCGAAGGACAGGGAGUAGGCGAUGCCAGCAGUGGCAGCAUAGCAGGCUCGGCACAAAAGUAUGGCUCUGGGAAGCGCUCAACGAGCAGCCAGUCGUCGCAAGACAAUCCAUACCCUCCACUUUACCCCAGCGCUUAUGCCUACCAGCUGUCACAGUCAUUUCCUCAACAGUCCAUCCAGGACAGGUUCCUGCCAGGGGCAAAGCCACAGCCUAGCUUGGAGGCUCAUCCGUGGCCCUUUGCCAGCCACUUGCCAUCUCUCACCUCAGACGACCUUUUCCCUGCUCACUCCCGUGGUCACGGAGGGGUGUUCCCACGCAGAAAGUCUCCCAGUUUACCCUCUUCCUUCAGCCAGUAUUCCCAGUCGGGUAUUGAGCCACCAGAGGAGGCACACAAGAAGGAACAGAAGCCCAAGAAGCCUGGGAAGUAUAUUUGUCACUACUGUGGACGGGCUUGCGCUAAACCCAGUGUGCUGAAGAAGCACAUUCGGUCUCACACUGGCGAGCGCCCCUAUCCAUGUGUCCCAUGUGGGUUUUCCUUUAAAACCAAAAGCAACCUGUAUAAACACAGAAAAUCUCAUGCCCAUGCCAUCAAAGCAGGGCUGUUGCCAUUUUCAGAACUGGCAGCUACACGCACGGAUUUGGAUCAGGCGUCCUCAGUAGGAGAGGCAGAGGUGCAUUCGGAUGGCGAGCAGAGCACAGACACAGAUGAAGAGGGUACUGAAGGCUCUAUGUACAUGGAUAAAAGCAGCCCUGUCCCCCAGAUAUCAUUUGAAUCUGACAAAAGCACAAUGGAAAAGGGAGGUGAACCUGCCUAUGCAGAUUCAGCUGAGGAACUUACUGUUGCCUCAAUGAAAGUGCCUAUCCUGAUUGUUCCAAAACAGGGCAUCCCAUCCACAGCCAUGGAGUGCCCUCAGUUCACAGACAUUGAGGCAUCUUCCAUUGGCGCUCAGGGUGGAAACAGGGUGGAUGAUUCUCACACCAACAAGCAGAAGCUUGUCCUGAGACUUACUGAGAAGAAAGGCCAGGACUCUGAGCAGUCCCUUAACCUCUUGAGUCCGCACAGCAAAGGCAGCACGGACUCGGGCUACUUCUCUCGCUCCGAGAGUGCCGAGCAGCAGAUCAGUCCACCUAACACCAAUGUGAAAUCCUAUGAAGAAAUCAUGUUUGGGAGGACAUGGUACUACAGGCCGAAUCCUAGACCACGGCAGGCUGUGACUGUAGGGUUGGCGGCUGUUACUGGACAAGACUGUAGUAUAAUUGACUUAAAUAAUAAAUCUGGUGGCAUGCUUGAUUUAGGCAUGAGCAAAAUUUCCGAGGGUCCCAUGGGCCAUCUCUUCUCAAAGGAUGAGAGCCCCAUGAAGCUAAAUCCUAAUGUAUUCUUUAGGGGUGAAGGAGCAGCCCCACAAAUGGUAACAGGCUGCGAUCCUAAACAGCACACUGCAACUAGUACAGGCCUUCUGGAAGCUCCUACUGAUUCAGGACCACUCAUAAGGAGCAACUCGAUGCCAACCUCCUCUCCGACAAACCUCAAUGUCCCUCAAGCUCUUCGUGUAAGCCACUCCUUCGAUGAGAUGAUGAACCCCGACGAUGUCUUCUUCCCAGGUUCGGCAGGCCUCAGAAGGCUCAGGAGGCAGGCUGCUUUUGAACAUUCAGCACAUGAAGGACAUGCAGAAUCUGACAGUUAUGGAAAUAUUCCCAAAAAUUCACCUUCUGGAGCGAUAAAACCUGGGGAGCGUGGCCCUUUCAUGUCAGAGUCAAAAGGUUCAGGGUUAGAACACUCGGGUCUUGAUAUGCGUGUACCUUACGGGUCAUAUGGUAGUAAAGUGGGAAUGACGGAGCCUGUUACAAGGAAACGCAGGAAAGAAAAGAGUGUUGGGGAAGAAGAGGACUGUCCCAGCCAGUAUGGCUGUGACCACAGUGGUUCGGUUGAAAUGCUUUUGUCACCUGCAGAUUAUGAUCCAAAACAAGCCAAUCAGGAGACCUCAAGGGCUACUUCGACAGGGAGAGGACAUAUGUACAGUGUCCACAGCCAGUCAGACAGCUUUGAAACUGCUGCUAGUGUGUCUUCAGAAGACGUAGUGCUUGUUCCGGACACAGAACGAAAGUCUGGGGGCAACGUGAUCUCUGUCAUCCAGCACACAAAUUCUUUAAGUAGACCUAGUUCUUUUGAGAAGUCCGAAUCAAUUGAUCAUCCUUCUUAUCAACAGGAAAAACCUGCUGGCCAGUAUUCAGAGCAGUCAGAUUCUGAGAAUGUAGAGGAAAUGCAAAGUCCAGAUUCUGCCCUAAGAUCUGAAAGCAUGGAGCAACAACAGAGUGACAGUGAACUGGGGGCUGUGCUGCCCAGCCAACAGUACCACAUGCCCCACAAACUGGUACGUCAACCCAACAUUCAAGUGCCUGAAAUCAGAGUGACAGAGGAGCCAGAUAAAUCGGAAAAAGAGCCUGAGGUACCAGUUAAGGAACCAGAGAAACAUGUGGAAGAGUUCCAGUGGCCGCAGAGAAGUGAAACCCUGUCGCAGCUUCCCGCAGAGAAGUUGCCUCCUAAGAAGAAACGCCUCCGCCUGGCUGAAUUGGAGCACUCCUCUGGGGAAUCCAGUUUUGAAUCGACUUGCACCAGCCUAUCCAGAAGCCCCAGCCAAGAAAGUAAUCUCUCACACAGCUCAAGCUUCUCAAUGUCUUUUGAUAGAGAGGAAAGCAUUAAGUCAGUCUCCCCAACUAAGCAAGAAGACUUUGGCAAGCAGUCUGAGUUCUUAACUGUGCCAGGUAGCGGGCAUUCUCUCUCCAUCCCAAGCCAUCACCAGCAGAGGGAGAUGCGACGCUCUUCCUCAGAACAGGCACCAUGUGCCUUGCCAACUGAGAUCCCUGAGAUCCGUAGCAAGUCGUUUGACUAUGGCAGCCUUUCCUCUUCAUCCAGACAAGGAGAAGUCUACACAAGUGCUUCCGCCAUGAAGGAGCGGAAACGGGGGUACUUGGUGCGGCAGGCAUCCCUGAGUGUCUACCCUGAAGCCGUUGUGCAAGAUCAAGGCCUUGAGGCGAAUGUCAAACAGGAGCAGGAAAAUGUACAAAGUGGCCCCCAUGUCACUGGGUGGCAUGGCACACCAUCUUCUUCUGCAGCCAGUGAGGCAGCACGCUCUAGGAGAGGCAUGCCACCAGUCUUAGCUUCACAUCAUAAUCCACUUCAGCAGAGUUUCAGUGAGGACACCCAGCAAGAAGGCUACUUGCACAGCCAGAAAUCAUUUCAUCUGCCAGGCAAACAGCCCUCAGAAAGUGAACAUCACACACAAGAACCCAUGAACCAUGAAGUUAUGCUGUAUUCUUCACUUCAUGGCAGUUUAGCACAACCUCCCUUUCUGCCAUUUCAGCCAGAAUUGUUCUGGAAUCCUGAGUCAUCACAGGGGCAUAAACAGCUCCUUAAUUUACAGGGGCACCAACUGCAGAAGAUACAUAUCAGGCAGCCCAGUCUGCAGUUAGCUCACCAAAAGUCACAUCAGUUGCAGCUCAUUCAAGAACAGGGUGAUGCCAGUGCUGACGGUGCAAGUAGCCACAAAUAUCAGUAUCCUCUAAGAACUGAACCACACCAUCUCUCAUCAAAAGCUUUCUCCACAAGUACGGUGCUUUUGCAGCAAGUCCAGCCAGUCUUUGCCACUCAGCCUGCUGGAUUGCAGCCAUCUCUUCCUGGUAUGUUAGUUCCUGUUAGAAUCCAGACUCACGUGCCAUCUUACGGUAGUGUUAUGUAUACAAGUGUUUCACAGAUCUUGGCUACGCAUGGCCAGAGUACAAGUUCCACAAGGAUCAUAUGCACAGACAACACUUCUCAAACCUCACUCACAGUAACUAGUUCCAAGCAAGGAGGCGGGCUCAGUUUAUCUCAUUUACUUAGUCAUCCAGGAGGACUUCUACGUUAUCCACUUUGGAAAGUCCCUGAACCUCUCCCAGGAAGGCUGAACACUGGGAUUCCUUUAUCUUUGACCUCUGGAACCAUCUCGACCACAGAUGCUUCCUCAAAUAUUGGAGGAAGUAAGCGCAUGCUGUCGCCAGCAAGCAGUCUGGAACUCUUCAUCGAGACUAAACAGCAGAAACGGGUCAAAGAAGAAACAAUGUAUGGCCAGAUUGUAAAGGAGCUUAGUGCCGUUGAACUGAGCAAUUCAGGUGUAUCAAAGGACAGUGGCAAGUCACCAAAAUCAGGCCUCUCUAAGAAUGAUGGCUCGAUUGACUACCAAGAGGGAAUGGUGUCGCCACCUUUAGAUUUUCCCUCGUCUAAAGCACCUUUGCGCAGCUCUGCACCUUACUUACCUGAGGUCCCACCUGCAGAAAGCUUCACUCCACCUCUUCAGAUAGUGAUGGACACUCCAGAUGGUAGAGAGUCCCCAGAGGAGCUGGAUGUUGAUGAGUCCACCCCAGAAGCCAGCUCAAGCCCACAGUCUAUGGUCUCUUCCAGUGACACUCAAGAUGAGACCAAGCCAGGAAGCAAGAUGCCAGUGAACAUGUUGGUGCAGCUUGCAGCCAAUCAUGGAGGAGAUGUGGCAAGCACUCUCCUACUUACGGAUUUGGCCGAUGUCCAGCAGCUCUUUCAGUUCCCAAGCCUCCGCACGACAACCAGUGUCAGCUGGUGCUUUCUGAACUACACCAAGCCAAACUUCACACAGAUGACGCCUCAUACCUCUGUCUAUGCCUCUUGGUGCAUUAGUUCUUAUAACCCCAACCCACCAAGCCUGAACACCAAGACAACCCUAGCACUGCUUCGCUCAAAGCAGAGAAAGAACACAGAGACCUACACCAUAGCUGCUAUGUAUCAACCUGGGACAGGAAAACUUGUGUCUUCGCUCUCAUGGAAACAAAAGUUUGACCAGAUAAAGCCAGAACUCAUGCAGCUGGAUGUGAACAAGUUUGAGAAGAAGAUGAAGGGGGUUGGUUCCAGGGAUAAAGUGAAGGAAGAUGGUGAGAAGGAUGUGUCCUUGAAGCAGGCUGAGCCAACCCGCAUAAAGAUCUUUGAAGGAGGGUACAAAUCCAAUGAGGACUACGUUUAUGUGCGGGGCCGGGGACGUGGGAAGUACAUCUGCGAGGAGUGUGGGAUUCGCUGCAAGAAGCCGAGCAUGCUGAAGAAGCACAUCCGCACACACACUGAUGUCCGGCCCUAUGUCUGCAAAUUCUGUAAUUUUGCCUUUAAGACUAAAGGAAACCUGACGAAGCACAUGAAGUCGAAGGCCCAUAUGAAGAAGUGCCUGGAGCUUGGAGUGUCCGUGACUUCUGUAGAUGAUGCAGAGGCAGAGGAAACAGACAAUCUGGAUGAGAGCCACAGGGAGUCUGGUAAGGCUGGCGUUCCUGGACUCAUGGCAGAACACCAGUUCUCGGACGCAGAUGACUCCGAGGGAGCCGAGGAUGAGGGCGAAGAGGUUGACGAGGAUGACGAUGAGGACGAUGAGUGUGAGGGAGACUCCACGCCAAAGACCCGCUCCCGUAGCACGAGCCCACAACCCUACGGGGUCCCCUCACUGUCCGUCACAGCCGUUGGCGCCUCCUCAUCCUCAUCUGACAUCCUGGGCCCAUCCUCCAAGCCACCCCACUUCAGCUACCUCGCCAGCCUGCCCAGCAUUCAGAUCACUCAGCUGAUGGGGCCUGGUGAGCGAGCUGGAGAGGCUCAGAUGGUGCAAUAUCAAAAGCUGCUCCAGGGGGCAUUGGGUGAGGACUACAAGAGCCGGCUGGAUGUGCCCAGCUCCAUGGAUGAAGACCUGGGCUUGUCACCUGACCACAGCUCCUCAUCUCUUGAGCUGUCUCCAUCACGUCUAUCCUCGCCAGGCUGCGACUCUUCACCCCUCAGGGAAGCCUCGCCAACCUCCCGGCGGUACUUGUCCCCCCGUAGGGACCUGUCUCCGCGGGGCCGCCUGUCCCCACGACGCGAUGCCUCCCCACUAAGGCAUAUCUCACCUCGCAGAGACCUGUCCCCCAGGGGCCACCUCUGUUCUCUUUCUCUGGGGAGGCCAGUGUCCCCCGGGAAGGAUGUCUCCGGUAGACGCGAGCUGUCGCCAAGGAGUCGGCACCGGGGCUUGAUCAGACCUGUGUCUCCGCGAAGGGGAUCACAUCACCACGGUGCCCCCUGGGUCCUGGGACAAUACUUGCAGUCAGAAGCGGUCCCACUGGGACAAAGAAACAGAGGACACCCAAGUGUGGACGUGAAUCAGAAGAAGCACUCCUCACACUUCCAUGGGGAGACACCUGGAGGCCAGGAGGCUCCCAGUGUUCCCCAAGGACUCUUCAGCCACCUUCCCCUGCACUCGCAGCAGCAGGUACGGACGCCGUUUCCCAUGAUCCCCAUUGGCGGGAUCCAAAUGGUACACUCGGUGCCGGCGUCAGUGACGGGCUUGGCGCACGUUGGGCGGCUACCGCUACAGAAGAGCACGUCAGAGGAGUCCGGCAGCGGUGAGAUGCCUCUGCACCUCAUCCCGGAAGCCGGCGGUAAGGUGGCUGAGGACCUGGCCCGGCCGCAGGCUCGGUCGCUGCAGGACGGCGGAGAUGUUGCGGACAAGGACGGUAAGCAGGAGGAUAUACAGACUUGCACCAAUGCCAUCGCCUCACUCUGCAUUGCUUCGGAGGAGCCUGCCGAAGGGUCCCCCAAGUCCGCAGGUCCCCUUUCACACCCUCCUGCAGGUCACCUGGAAAAAACACAGGUCACGAUUCAGCACGUUGGUGGCUCUGAGGUCAGGCAGCCGCUGGUCGGGGCCUUGGCUGGGCCCCCAGACUCCAUUGCUGAGCAGGACGAUCCCACCGGGUCAAAGGGCACGGUGAUGGGGGGGCAUUCUGCCCCAUACAGUGAAAGUGCCAAAGAAAGACAGUUGGGCCAGCAGGCCCAGGGAGAGCUAUCAGUUAACACAAAGAGGGGCAAAGAUUUAGCAGAUGAUGCCAUGGAUAACAGGUGAACAAGACUAAAUGGAGAACGGGUGAAGAGCAAAGGCAUACAUAUAAACCCAGACGUGCACUCACACACACUCACGCGGUCUUUAAAACAAGCAAAGUAAAGAAAUAUUCUGUAGUUUAACAAUAUGUAUAGCAUGCCUUUUAUAACUUGGUUUGCUAUUUUAACAGUUUUCUUCUUAUUUAAAG